AUGUUGAAGACGGCAUCGGCGCCCUCCCCCCAGGCAAUGGCGUUGGUCGCACGAAGACUCUCGCGACAGUUGCCGUCCACAGUCGCCUCUGGGGCACCACUGAUAUGCAGCCCAGCUCAACAAAGUCGAGGCUUCCGCUUCGGUCCAUGGUCAUGCCACGGCGACCCAGCCACGGCGAAUGAAGCCCGUCGCCGCCACCGACGGUAUAGAUGCAUGGAGCUUCUACAACGGAAUCUUUCAUGGGAUAAUAAUCACCUUGAAAGCAUUUCCAAGGCCGGAACGAAAGGCCCGAUGGCUGGUGAUGGUUUGCCUCCCAACUGGCCGCCGUCGGCUGCUCGUUACGUCAAGAUGGAUGCUGUCAAGUCCUGGUCGUCUGACGAUGCCUCGGGAGUGCGCCCAGGGAGGAACAUCGAAGACGUUGAGCGGGAAGCCAUCGACCAUCUCUUCACCACUCGUGUAAGCUGUCAUCGUCCAUGGUCGCCACUUCGCGAUAUCCGCCGUUACCUUCUCCCGCACUCGCAACCCACCACACGCUCUCAUUCGAAGCGAGUUGACUUGGUCGAGCCCAUCACAAACCGCAAGAGGUCCUCGGCACAACCGGCAACAGAAAACAUGUCUGACAGCAAGGCUGGAACCGUCGACUCGCUGAAAAACUCGUCAGCGCCCCUUCCCAAUGCCCAGACAUGGCAGAGGCAGGCCGCUGCGGGAAGUGCCAUCCGCUACACCGACAACGGUAACGGCAAACCGGCCGAUGGGAAUAUUUCAGAACAGGUCCCCACAAUCCACAACAAUAGUGGCAAGCACAGAUCGGCCAAGUUGGGCAGCUCGAUCAGUUCACGGCCCUCGAAUGCCGACGGUGCCACUAAGCUUUUUGAUGAUCUGGAAAAGUACAGGCCCAUUGCCGAGAACCAGCCAAACGGACUUGCAAGUGGGAGAACGGAGGAGCGCUUAAACCACAACGACGAUCUGAAAAAGUAUCGGCCUAUUGGGUGGGAUGAGCCUGAUGGCGUGGCAAGGUUCACACCCGGCGAGCCGUCAAAAGCGCAGGGCCGCCUGCAACGAAACGAGCCAGAUGCCGUGGGAAAGCUCACUCCUGAGGAGGAAACCAAAUACUACGAGGAUCUCGACAAGUACGAAGGCUUUGUUGCUACCGAAUUCAAAAGAUCACCUGUCGCAAGCAAAGCAGAUGAACGUGGAAGAAAGGAAAACACCGGCAAGCAAUACGACGACCUCGACAAGUACGGUCCAGUACGUUGGCAUGAGCCGGAUGGCCUCCAAGACUUGACGCCGGAAGAGCUCUCUAGGAAAUACAAGGAUCUAGACAAGUACAGGCAGUACGACAAUGACGACCCGUCGUCGCCUAGAAUCCAAGCAGCCGAGGACGUUUCUAAGCAGUACGAGGACCUGACUGGGUACGAUUCGUUUUCCAACACGGGACCGAUGACGGAACGAAUCCACCCAGAGCUGACCUCUAGGACGUGCGAUGAUGUCGAAAAGCAUCCCAGUGCUGGUCGUGACAAGGUCGAAACAAUGAAGGCACAGGCUCGCUCGGAGGGCCUGGCAACGCACUUUGACGGCAGUGGAAAUUACAAUAGCCGGAGGCUCGGCUCUCUCAGCCGACGGUAUCCCAUUGACUCUGGCGAGGCGACCAAGUUCUAUGCAGACCUGACCAGUCACAUGCCCGUGAUGACUCAUGCCGAGCCUGCCAAUUCGUCAGACGUGAGCGACGCGUGCGACGCGAAAAACAUGGGUACAUUUUCGACGUCCACAACAAGCACUCUGCGUCAUUGCUCAAGCAGAAGUUCAGCGUUUGCCGGCACCGGCUCGGAUACAAUCAAGCAUAGGACAGCGGAUGAGAUUCGGUCCGAGGUGCUGCGAAAAGCGCGGCACAGCAGUCAACAAUUGAAGUUGCAACGAGAUAAAGCCGAACACGAGCUGAGCUGGGAUGCGGCGUCACAAGAUGCGCAAGCCGCCAUCCGCCAGUGGAAGAGCAAGAAGUCGCACGCUCCGACUGGCAGCUAUGGGCGUGACGUUCCCGAGGACCGUUACACCUCAUGGCACACAACAACUCGUCCGUUAAAGCCAUCGAUGUACCCAAGCAACGGUGGCGCUGCGGAAAGUGACGAGCCUGCAGCAUCUGGCACGCAUAUGGGGGAUGUGGGAGCCAGCUCGAUGGAUGAGAGUUUCCCGACCGAGUCCUCGAUGCUGCAGCACGCCUUGGACCGUGGAGCGAUGAGACGUGUCGCGUACACGGAGGAAGACUCGUACUCGAAAACGCCACAGGGAUUGCAGACAAGCUACGCCGACGAGUGCGCGGGACGUCCCACCUGGCCCACGUUCGAGAAGCAUCACAAGGCAAGGGGGGCGGGGGGGCGCAAAGGGGCGGCGGUGACGGAGGGCGAGCGACGUGUGCUGUACAAGGUGCUCGCAUACGAUUCCUCGACGCAAAGCGUUCGGAUUGGCGAAACGACCUCGAGCGUUGCGGCCGAGUCGUCAGAGUCGCCCAGCGAGGUUCUGCUCCGGCUCUCCAACCCGUCCAAGUUCCUACCCUACUUCUCCUCGCUCGAGGAGCAAGGCUAUGAGAUGACGUCGGGUGGCGGUGACGUGCUCGUCUUUCGCAAGACGAGGGCGGCAAGGCGAUCAUCGGUGAAUCCCAUCGACAUGAUGGGCAGCCCCGUGACGGGCAACUUUGCGAGCCCGACGGGCUUUGUCAACUACGACGGACCCUCGGGCGAGGAGGGCAGCAAGCCAGCACCUCCCUUUCGACAGAGCCAAGGCGGGAGCAAGGACGAGGCGUGUGGCGGCGAAAGGAUGGCCAAGAGAAAGACCAAGAGGAGCGUCGGACGUAAGCUUGUGAUGGGAGCGGCAUGGGUGACGGGAAUCGCCUACGCGGUAGGCACUUUGAGCGAAUAUUAUUCCACAAGCGGGCUGGACGGCAUGGGAAGGAAAGGUCACUAG
Drechmeria coniospora is the source of this 2958-nucleotide messenger RNA. RefSeq lists its product as uncharacterized. Bases 1 to 2958 code for a protein of 985 amino acids. The record is from RefSeq and is a predicted model, not a curated record. Lineage: Eukaryota; Fungi; Ascomycota; Sordariomycetes; Hypocreales; Ophiocordycipitaceae. The transcript has a single exon.